Messenger RNA from Amoebophrya sp. A25, 317 nucleotides. The record is from the annotation of a GenBank genome assembly. NCBI's taxonomy places the organism in Eukaryota, Dinophyceae, Syndiniales, Amoebophryaceae.
CAGUAGGAGAGUUCGCGGACAAUGAGAGCCACGAAAGAGCAGGAAGCCGGCUCACUGCAAUUUUGUGCGUCAAGAGUAUUCGCUUACAACGCGUAAUAGACUGCAAGGAGGAAGAGGUGAAAUCAUCAUGCCGGCAUCAUCGAGCACAGAACCUAGCGGGCGGGCGCCUGCAGUGCCGAGCAACUUGCGGACGUUGCUGGACUCAGCGGACGGACCGUCUCACGGUGCAGCGCGAGAUCAACGAUCCUUCGCGCGCCCGUUACAUGGGGGAGGCGCUCCUGCGGGUGGCGGGCGGAACGCCGCGUUCCACUUCUACA